CAGCAUCUGAUCAGUUCAAGAUGAGUAUCUGCACGAGUAGCAUCACUGCUCUGAUUUUUGCUUUAUCUCUUCUUUUUCUGGCCACUUCUAUUGCCGCACAACGAAUACCGAAGUGUGGCGUGCGAUUGACGGAACCGAUCCAGCCGCAAAGCGUUCAGAAUGGUGGCAUACGUCCGAUGAUCGAGCAAUGGCCGUGGGUAGGCACUCUGUUUAUCCGUUUCGAAUCCGAUCCACCCGUGUUCGUCUGUUUGGUGACCAUCCUGAACGACCGCUUCGUACUAACGGCCGGAUACUGUCUAACUUCCACCAGACACGAGGUGGAGGCAUCCGAUCUAGCGGUUCGGAUCCGGAUGGACAGUUUCGAUCGAAAUAGGCACGAGUUCAAGGUUGAUGAGUUCCACAUAAGCAACUCGACGGAUCCGCUGGCCGCUUUGGCGCUGUUGAGACUUAUGAGUGAAAUCAAUUUGAAUUUAUUUGCCAGCCCUGUCUGUCUGUGGGAACGUGACGUUGCUGAACAGGAGUUUGUUGGCAAAAAUGGAUCGCUUGUCGGGUGGAAAUCGAACUUGUCCGGUGCAUUGGAGAAGAAUAUGAGGAUACUGAACAUGGUUGUUGUUCCAAGUUCAACAUGUCCUGUACGGCAAAAUGUGAUGACCGAGAAAUUUUGUACAAAAGUGCUGGACGAUAUUACUUAUGGGCAUGGUGACGGCGGUGGAGGCUUCUACUACGAAGAGGAAGGCAAAUGGUAUGUGAGGGGAAUUAUUGUGAAGUUUAGUGUUAUUGAAUUGGAAGAGCAGUAUCUGUCUUUCGCUGAUGUUACUCGUCAAAUAAAAUGGAUUAGAAAUAUAAUAGAAUGAUUGUCAACGUU
Armigeres subalbatus is the source of this 865-nucleotide messenger RNA. Its product is annotated as CLIP domain-containing serine protease B4-like. The transcript has 2 exons. Gene Ontology annotation, biological process: proteolysis. The record is from RefSeq and is a predicted model, not a curated record. The coding region runs from base 21 to 854 and encodes 277 amino acids. Gene Ontology annotation, molecular function: serine-type endopeptidase activity. NCBI's taxonomy places the organism in Eukaryota, Metazoa, Arthropoda, Insecta, Diptera, Culicidae.